Molecule: messenger RNA, 5940 nt
Organism: Coregonus sp. 'balchen'
Lineage: Eukaryota; Metazoa; Chordata; Actinopteri; Salmoniformes; Salmonidae
Source: the annotation of a GenBank genome assembly
AGGAUGUGCUGCGACUGGUGGACAUUCUAUGCGCAAAGUACCACGAGCACAGCAACAGUAUUGUUUACCCUAGAAACAGGGCGCUAGUAAUGUGGAUUUUUCUAUAGAGGAACUUGGAUAGCAAUUUUCAAAAGCUAUCUGUUGAGAUUUGUCUUUUUAACGUUUUGGAAAAGUGUUAAUUUUGACGCAUGAUAAACAACCUAAACUUAACCGCGACAAUGGGGCUUACUGGGUGUUAGCGAGUUGUUUUCACAACAGGGCCGUUUUCUGUUGUGUUGUGUACGCAAGAAAGAUGGAGUCAGAGGGAGCACUGAACAAUCAAAGGGAGCUGACAUCGAUCUGCUUCAAGGCCUUUAUGCUAAAAAAUAGUACAAAAAGUAACCUCAACCUGUGAGUAUUUGUAUGAUGAUGGGUGAUGCUAGCGUGUAAGUAAAGUGAGUAUGACACUUAUCUCCAACCUUUCCAGCUAUGAUCAUUUUGCACGGGUACUGACCAAGGUGAUGGAUGAGCGCCCAGAAAAUGUGGUUGACGUAAUUGAAGACAUGAGCCGUGAGGUGAAGCGGGGAUUGCUGAUGGACAAGCAGAGCACGUUGAGAGACAUACCUCUGGCGCCUGCUGCACAGCUCCUGGCUGAGCAGCAGAGGUUGCUGUUUUCACGGGGAGGGGGUGAUGAUGGUGACCAAGAGGUAACGUUAAGGUGGCCAGGGCUGCAUUCAGUACAGAACACGUAAUAGAACUCUCAAUUGAACGGAAACGGUGCUGUACUGAAUGACUAGUUGAAAAACAAACAUACACUAUAUAUACAAAAGUAUGUGGACACCCCUUCAAAUUAGUGGAUUCGGCUAUUUCAGCGACACCCGUUGCUGACAGGUGUAUAAAAUUGAGCACACUGCCAUGCAAUCUCCAUAGACAAACAUUGACAGUAGAAUGGCCCGUAUUGAAGAGCUCAGUGACUUUCAACGUGGCACCGUCAUAGGAUGCCACCUUUCCAACAAGUCAGUUUGUCAAAUUUCUGCCCUGCCCCGGUCAACUGUAAGUGCUGUUAUUGUGAAGUGGAAACAUCUAGGAGCAACAAUGGCUCAGCCGUGAAGUGGUAGGCCACACAAGCUCACAGAACGGGACCGCCCUCGGUUGCAACACUCACUACCGAGUUUCAAACUGCCUCUGGAAGCAACGAAAGCACAAUAACUGUUCAUCGGGAGCUUCAUGAAAUGGGUUUCCAAGGCCAAGCAGCCACACUCAAGCUUAAGAUCACCAUGCGCAAUGCCAAGUGUCAGCUGGAGUGGUGUAAAGCUCGCCGCCAUUGGACUCUGGAACAGUGGAAACGUGUUCUCUGGAGUGAUGAAUCACACUUCACCAUCUGGCAGUCCGAUGGACAAAUCUAGGUUUGGCGGAUGCCAGGAGAACGCUACCUGCUCCAAUGCAUAGUGCCAACUGUAAAGUUUGGUGGAGGAGGAAUAAUGUACUGGGGCUGUUUUUCAUGGUUUGGGCUAGGCCCCUUAGUUCCAGUGAAGGGAAAUCUUAACGCUACAGCAUACAAUGACAUUCUAGAUGAUUCUGUGCUUCCAACUUUGUGGCAACAGUUUGGGGAAGGCCCUUUCCUGUUUCAUGAGCGAGGUCGGUGUGGAAGAACUUGACUGGCCUGCACAGAGCCCUGACCUCAACCCCAUCAAAUACCUUUGGGAUGAAUUGUAACGCAGACUGCGAGCCAGGCCUAAUCGCCUAACAUCAUGCCAGACCUCACUAAUGCUCUUGUGGCUGAAUGGAAGCAAGUCCCGGCAGCAAUGUUCCAACAUCUAGUGGAAAGUCUUCCCAGAAGAGUGGAGGCUGUUGAUUCAGCAAAAGAGGGGACUAACCAUAUUAAUGCCCAUGAUUUUGGAAUGAGAUGUUCGAUGAGCACGUGUCCAUAUACUUUUGGUCAUGUAGUGUAUCUCAAAGUCUGUUCAAGAACGUUUUGUGAAAACGUGUUGUUCAGCGAACUGAAUGCACUAGUUACCACAGCCACAACGUGUAUUGUAAAAAUUCAUGGGGGAAAAAUUUGCUUUUUGGUCUUAAUUUAAGGUUAUGGUUAGGCAUAAGGUUAGCAGUGUGAUUAGGGUUAGGUUUAAAAUGAGAUUUUAUAAAUAUUACUUUGUGGCUGUGGUAACUAGUGACGACCCCGAUUUUGGUGGCUGUCCCCGGAAAUGUCGCUUGUUAGUCCUCAGAAUGAAAAAGCAACUCUGAAGUUAAAUUGAGGCUGAUAUAGCGAGCCUAUCAAUAAUCAAACGCUGUAUCCAAUCAGAUUUGCAUGUAAAAAUGAUGUCUAACCCUGUACCCAAAUCGUUUGCUCCAGCGGCUUUGCCGCUGACCUUUUAUGAAAACGUUUGAUCAGUGAUACAUUGUAACAAUCGCAUGAACAACCAUGCCCAUGGUCAGAAAGUGCAUCCAACAGCAUAGGCUACCAAACUUGGGUGUUUCAAAAAUGACUAGAUAGGCUAAGAUUAAGAAAACUGUGGAGGGGUCAAACAAGUAUUAAUACAAGUAUUUGAAAGUACUCACGGCCGGCCCGCUCAUUGGGCAGAUUGACGAGGGCGGCAUUUUAUGAGCUAAACUGACCAAUACCCACCACUAACAACAACACAUAAAACCUCACAUAAUUCUGUCCAAAAACAAUGACAAUUUCUCUCAACCAGUGGCAUAUGGGCUUUUUAGGUGAGCGCUAAUGCCGUCCUGUGAUAAGCAGUGACCACAUUGUCAAAGGCAGGGGCGCAAAAUAUUUUGGUUGUCCAUUCCCAGCGUGCAUCUUCAGGGUGCUGUUAGAGAGAUGCAUCGCUGCAGCGGUCCACCAACGUUCCGUAAAAAAAUCAAAAAAUAAUCUAACAUAAAUCAUGUAGCAGAUAUAGGAUAUGGUAGAAAGAGUAUGUGGCCUUUUCUGUAGCCAACCGACUGGAGAUAAUGUAUGACAAUGUAAUGAGACGGACACUUUUUACAUCAUGCAGGUUUCUCCAAUCAAAUAGUCAAACCUAAAUGGCGCUCAAGCAACAAAAAAAAGUGCUGUCAUGUUAACAAACAACAUAUCCUAAAAACAGAAGAGGUCAAAGUAAAAUGGACAAUAUGGAAUGGACAAUCACAACUGUUGUCCAGGAGUUUCACCCCAUUGUCAUGAUCAGUGUGGUUUCAUGUUUGUAUCAGUACAUUUUUGACAAGCUGAUCAUAGCGAAAAAGAAAAUACUUCUGCAUUUCCUGCUUUGUAAACACAUUGCAAAUAGGCUCACUAUAACUCCUGAUAAAGUUGGGUAGCUGAUAUUCAGAGCUUAAAUAGCCAAAUGGAUUAGUCACAUGAAUCAGGACUAAUAACGCGGAUGUAAUGGCCUGUUUUACAAACGGUGGGCCGAUACCACAUGGAGGGGCAUUUACAAAAUUCAUUGCGGGCUUCUUUUGGACUUCUUUUUGGGGUGUUUUACAAACGGUAAGCUUACCACAUAGAUGGGCAUUCAUAAAAUUCAAUUUCAGGCAACACUGUAGGCUACACCUCAGUAAGCACUGACCGACGCCGACGCCUUUUGGAUGUGUUUUUUGGUGCAGUUCAGGACCGGUCGACCGCCCUUGAUUUCCACAUUCACGGACAUCGGUUUUUGGUCCGGUCCGGAACAAAUCUGAACCAAUCAUAGACAUCUAUGUUUGGUUCAGAUUUGGUAUGGUCAAGAAUGGCCUUGAUUUCAAUGUCCAUGGUCAUUGAUUUUUGGUUCGGUCCGGAUCAAAUCUGAACCAAACAUAGACCAAUCAUAGACGUGUAUAAAUUACUUAUUUUCAACUUUCAUUCAGAACCAAAAAUUAACCUGAUUUCAACAUCCGGAAAAUACGUAUUUUAAACAUACAGAAAAUAUUUUUUCACCUUUCAUUUUGCUUACUGGGACUAUUCUAGUUUUCGGGGCAGCAUUGGUCUGGCAGAAUGGCAAGGACCGGCCCUGAUAAGUGCUAUAGUGAAAAUAUAGUUUUUUAUAUAUUUAUGCGCAGCGACACCCCUCAUUUUCUUUUCCAAAAUGUAGUCACUUUACCAAGAGGAGGAACUGGUAAGAGAACAAAUUAUGAUAGUGAUCCUUGCACAUUCACUUUACCAAGACUGAUUUGGGGAAUGGAUGAGCAUGUUGUAUAGUGUGAUCAAUAAUUAUUUAAAUGUGCCUGUGUCUCAUUAGGUAGAAACACCGCUCCCCAAUGUGAGUGAAGUUGGCUUCUUCCUGGAGCAGGCUGGAGUGGGACUGGGCAGAGAGGAGAUGCUGAGGGUUUUCCUGGCACUCAAGCAGUUGGUGGAUUCCCAACCACUAGCACGCUGCCGACUCUGGGGUAAAAUCCUGGGCACAGAGGGAAACUAUCUUGUUGCUGAGGGUGAGUACAGAGAUGGGGAGGAGGAGGAAGGGAUUAAUGAGGAAACAGCGGAAGACGCUGAAGGAGAACCUCGGGAUGAUGAUGAGGAAGCUGAGGUGGUAGAAGUGGUGAGUUACUGAAAAAACCUGUCUGACUGUAUGUUGCUUUCAUAUUACGUUUCUUCUUUUAUAAAACAUUUAUAAUGACUUUGCUUUUUAGAUUGAUACGCUCCCAAGAUCCACUUUCAAGCCGCCACCUGUGGUGCCAAAGGAGGACAACCGCACAGGUGUGAACAAAUUCACUUACUUUGUGUGCAGAGAGCCUGGCCUUCCCUGGAUGAGGCUGCCCACUGUCACUCCUACCCAGAUUACAGCUGCACGCAACAUCCGCAAAUUCUUCACAGGGAGACUGGAUACCCCCAUCGUCAGCUAUCCUCCUUUCCCUGGCAAUGAGGCCAACUAUUUGCGAGCCCAAAUUGCUCGCAUCUCUGCCGGCACACAGGUCAGUCCCCUCGGGUUCUACCAGUUUGGAGAGGAGGAAGGUGAGGAGGAAGAGGAGGGAGGCCGAGACAGUUUUGAAGAGAAUCCUGACUUUGAGGGUAUUCCUGUUCCUGAAAUGGCAGAAUCUCUAUCCACCUGGGUGCAUCAUGUACAGCACAUUCUCCAACAGGUAACUGUGACUCAAAAACAUUCAAUUUUUGGUGUGAUUUUGAGCAGCAAUUUUCAGGUAUACUCCAGACCAUUUUUUUUGCCCUGUAAAUUAUCAUAUGGCCUCUCCUAGGGUCGCUGUGUGUGGGUGAACCUGGCUGAGAAGCCUGAGGAUGACUUUGAGGAGGAAGCAGAUGAAGAGGGGAAGGAGGAGGCUGAUGAGCCUGAGCCAGAGGUGGGGCCUCCCCUCCUCACACCACUCUCUGAGGAUGCAGGUCAGUCUAUUCUAUUCUAGUCUGUGUUGGCCUACGAUAAGGUCAAGAUACAUUUUCACUCGAUUCUGGUAGUAUGCUGUCUAUUAUAGAAAAAAUGAUGUAUUAAACUAAUUUCGACUGUUUGCUUGCAUAUGCAUAUCAGAGAUUACCACCACCCCUCCCUGGAGCUCCAAGAUGUCCUCCACCCUCAUCUCUCAGUUUGCUAUUGCAGUGCUACGCUCCAACCUCUGGCCAGGGGCUUAUGCUUAUGCCAGUGGAAAGUAAGUUUAGUAUCUUUAUUUUCUGAAUAUUAUACAGGGAAUGUUUUGUUAUAUGUUGUUAUAACUGUGGCAUAGACAACAUCCCCAAUCAAAUAAAUGUUUUUGUUGUUUCCUAAUUUAGGAAAUUUGAGAAUAUAUACUUUGGCUGGGGCCUGAAAUUUGCAGGGGAAGUGUACACCCCAACUGUUCCAUCAAUGCCUCAGCGAGAAUACACCAGCGGGCCAGAGAUCACAGAGGCCCUGGACUCCAGUCUGGAGGAAGAGCAGGCACUGAAAGCAGCCCUGGAGGAGCAGAAGGCUGCCCAAGAUGAGACAGCGGGCCUGGGUGGAGAUGAAGAGGAGGAAGAUGAUGAUUGAUGAAGACUUUGUAGGAAACAGACACUACAUUACAAAAUUAGCAGUAUUUACUGUUGAC